Messenger RNA from Fundulus heteroclitus (mummichog), 3932 nucleotides. Its product is annotated as protocadherin gamma-A4. The record is from RefSeq and is a predicted model, not a curated record. The transcript has a single exon. Gene Ontology annotation, cellular component: plasma membrane. Gene Ontology annotation, biological process: homophilic cell-cell adhesion. Gene Ontology annotation, molecular function: calcium ion binding. Lineage: Eukaryota; Metazoa; Chordata; Actinopteri; Cyprinodontiformes; Fundulidae. Bases 829 to 3294 code for a protein of 821 amino acids.
GUUAAUGUAUAGAUUGUAUGGGUAGAGUUGUAUUGUGGUUAACUUGCAGAAGUUUGCUCUACUACAGAUUGUAUUGGUGGAGAGUGCUGUAGCAUCUUGGAAGGGAAGGGUAUUGGAAAUGCAGUCAAAUAGUAAAUAAUAUAAACUUUUCAAUCAGUAUUUAACAUAUUUAAUGUUAUCUAACAUUGCUGACUCUUUAUUACAAACAUAGGUCAAGGGAAAUGUCAGUACAAAUAUCCUGCACCUGGUUAUUGUGUUUCCUUCUUAUGUGCUGUAAGCCAACAUGAGAUGUUGUAAUAGGGUUACAUAUAUUGUCGUUCCUGGGAUCUAGAGUCACGUUUCCUUUCUCCAUUCUGAGUUGCUUCAGAUAUACUGAUUUUAUAUAUUUAACCAUCAGGUGCUGAUUUAUAUCAUUAUUUGGACAACAAGGUGCCCAAUCAUACUGGAAAAAAAGAUGAAAAAGAAACACCUGCAACAAUCUUUCUGGUCUCUUGGUGGCACUCUUCUACAAUGCCUGAGUCACGGAUGUUUGUGUCUUUUUCAAUCUGUGUCAGUGGAACUGGAGCACUGGGUUGAGGGGUGUUGUGCAUGGAUGCGCAUUUGUGCCUGUGUGCAUGAUGGAGAGGAGGAGAGUGCGGCUGUGUACCAGUGAGACCGAGUGAGUCAGAGAGAGAUAGAGAGAGAGAAGUGGAGGAAUAGGAAAAGCGAGGGCAGAAUACAAGCUGGCAGCAUCCCUAAUAGAGCAUGAUUAACUCGGCAAGAGAAGCAGAGAGCUGCUGGAUUACAGCAGCGUUUGCAGCUUUAUAAUAUUUAUAGGAUUUAAAUAAAAUGUCGACUGCGCAUCCUUUUCUUAAAGCAUGCUGUAUGAUGGAUCUUCGCAUCAGCCUAAAAUGGUGGAUUAAUUUUUUGCUCUACGCUCUUCUUUGCGGUGUUUCACUUGGAGAAGUCCGUUAUGUUUUUCCUGAAGAGAUGAAGAGGGGCUCGGUUAUUGGGAACGUUGCGUUGGAUCUUGGGCUGCAGGUGUCGGACCUUCAAGCACGUCGAGCCCGUGUCGUUGCAGAAGGAAGCAGCCAGCUCUGUGAACUGGACACCACCUCCGGCAAUCUUUUGAUAAGCCAACGAAUAGACCGAGAGGAGCUGUGUGCACAAGCCAACACCUGCAUUCUACAGUUUCAGCUUUUACUCGAAGAUCCACUUCAAGCCUUCAGCUUAGUGUUGGACAUUGUGGACAUAAAUGACAACAGCCCAGUGUUUGCCACAGGGGAUGUAAAGCUAGAUUUAGUCGAAUCUACAGUUCCAGGGAGGCGCUUUCCUUUGGAGAGCGCGCAUGACCCAGAUUUGGGCACUAACUCGAUCCGUGAAUAUAAGCUGAGCCACAAUGAUCACUUUGCUCUAGAAAUGAGCACCCAGAUAAAUGGUAACACUUAUCCAGAAUUAGUUCUUAAAAAGCAAUUGGAUCGGGAAGCAAAAGCCGAACAUCUACUGGAAAUCAAUGGGAUUGAUGGAGGAAAUCCAGUCAGAUCAGGAACUGCUUUCAUCCGCAUCCGUGUUUUAGACGCCAAUGACAAUGUCCCACUUUUUAGCCAAAGAGUUUACAAGGCAUCUGUGCCAGAGAAUUCAGCCAUAGGGACUCUUAUAACAACUUUGAAUGCCACGGACUUAGACGAGGGGGUCUACGGAGAGAUAACUUACUCCUUCAGUUACCUGUCCGACAAGAUGGGAGGAAUUAUUGAAGUCAGCCCCCUGACUGGAGAGGUUCGGGUGGCAGGUGUUAUUGACUAUGAGGAAGCACACUCACAUGAGCUGGGAGUCCAAGCCAAAGAUGGGGGUGGCCAGGCCUCACACUGUAAACUUGUAAUUGAUGUAAUUGAUUUGAACGACAAUGACCCAGUGAUAGAAAUAAAGUCAGUGUCUGCUAACGUGGCUGAGGACGCCAAACCAGGAACUAUGGUUGCCCUGAUAAAUAGUUAUGACAUGGACACUGGCAGCAGCGGGCACGUCACAUGUUCAAUCUCAGACAAUGUUCCAUUUAAACUAGUGUCAGAGGUCAAAAACUAUUUCAUGUUAGUGACUGACGAAAUGCUGGACAGAGAAUUUCAAGCAGAGUACAACAUCACAGUCACCGCCACUGAUUCAGGUUCACCCUCACUCUCGAGCGUUAAAGUUAUAACAAUUGUGGUUAUUGAUGUAAAUGAUAACCCGCCGAUAUUUACACACUCCCAGUACAAUGCUAACAUUUUGGAAAACCAGCCAGUGGGCACAUUGGUGCUAAAAGUCAAAGCAGAGGACAGUGACAAUGGAGCUAAUGCUAAAAUAUUUUACCACAUAUCAAAGGACACAAAUUCAGAAGUCUCGUCUUUUCUCACCAUUAACCCAGAUACAGGGGAGCUCUUCACAUCACGUUUGUUUGAUUACGAACAGUCUGCCCACUUCCAAAUGAAGGUGACAGCUCGAGAUGGAGGUGAUCCUCCAUUUUCCACCACCUGCACCGUAAAUGUUUUUAUUCAGGACCAAAAUGACAAUGUGCCUGUUAUCCUGUAUCCUGUCCAAACCUCGGGGUUCAUUGCUGAAGAUGUGGUGCCGAUUGAAGCACCCAGAGGUUACCUGGUUACUAAGGUGGUGGCUGUUGAUGCGGACAGUGGGCAUAACGCGUGGCUCUCCUACAGAAUAAUCAAAGCAACGCGGUCCAAUCUGUUCAUGGCAGACCUGCAUACGGGAGAAAUCCGAACUCUGCGGGCAUUCAUGGAGGAUGAUGAGCCCAAACACACUCUUGUGGUUUUGGUAACUGAUAACGGGCGUGAAUCUCUUUCUGCCACUGCGACAGUCAGCAUAACGCUCGGCGACGGGCUGCCUGUCUUGAGUGAACUUUAUGAAUUUGCAGAUGAGUCACAGGAAAAAGAUAACUUGACGCUCUAUUUAAUAAUUGCUUUAUCAACCGUUUCAUUUCUUUUCAUCUUGCUAAUCAGUAGCGUGUUUUAUUUUAAUCUCUGUCGGCGCGGCUAUGUUUACCGUUCAACUACAAGCAGUCUCCCCGUUUUCCCCACGACAUACUGCACCUCUACGCUUACUGAUUUUAGCCGGUGUGGGACCUUGCUGAGAGAAGAUCGAUACGACCCUUUCAUGACCACGGGUUCGUGGAGAGGCGAUUUUCGUUUUGGGUCGAACACAGACACUGACACGCUCAAGAAAAGAAGUGCAGCUUAUCAAAAGAGCACGCUGAGGCGCCUAAGCACAGAGAGACCCAGUCUGAAGGUCAGAGCAGGACCAACUCAUCCUUGUUAUGUGAUUAAAUGAGCAUCAAAGAGUAGGUUGUUCAUCUGUUAAUUUGAUAACAAAUGCAUUCAUUCUACCAGAGACAAAUUUAGUCAUUUGGGGGCUCAAGUCAAACUACAACUACUAUGCUCCCAACUUAACUUUUACAUUAUUUUUUCAAAACUUACAAAUAAACAUUACUGGUUUGCUAAUUGUUGCACAUUACAGGAGUAAGGAAAGUAUGUAAUUUAUAAUAACAUUGUUCUCUAAAUCUAUUUAUAUGUUUGUGUCAAGAAAAGUAGGAUCUUGGUUCACUUAAAAGGUGCAGAUGUUUUUGGGAAGUGGUGCUAUUCUAUAAUAGGAGUAUGCUACAUUUUUCCUGAUAUUGGUUAAAGGUGCAUGUAAGUAAUCAACAAUGUAAUAAUAGCUGACAAGGAAAUUACUUAUGAACCGAUACAGUAAGAGUUUGACAAUAAUGUAACGAGUUAUUAUAUUAUUGCCUUGUUAUGUUGAUAGUCAGUAAAUAGGACUGCAUUUCUUGGAGAUAAAUUACUUUUUACAGUUUGUAUGCAGUUUCUUCAUCAAAAAUAAGCAUAGUGGAAGCCAUAGUCUUUACAACUAAUGUUCAAUUCUCAGAAGUGCAGUUCUAAAAACAGUAACAACAACAACAACAACAACAA